AUGCGGGUGCGGUGGCUGCUCUUUUGGCUCCUCCUGCUGGGAUUUCUCAGCCAUCAGUCGACCUAUGUUAUCAAUUCUCUGCCUGACCAUUUUCAGCCUGGGCCUGACUUUUUUGGAAUUCCUUGGAUAGCUAUCAUUAUUGUGUUUCUGGGUAAUUACCAUCUAACCCUGUUGAAGUGUGCAGUUCACUUGUGUGAAGUGUCUUUCCUCAAGACUGUCUUAAAGUUACAAAAUGUACAUGACAGAUCCACAGAUGUACAGCGGAGAGCCUGGAGGUCCAAUAGCCGUAGCCAAGAAGGAAUUAAAAUUGGCCUAGAAGACCUCUUUACUUCAUGGAGAUAUAUGGAAGCCAAAGUUCGAGCUGAAGUCCAUAAGGUGACAAUGAAGGUCAACAGUCAUUACCAAAUCCAUGGACAGAGGAAGACUACCGAGGAAGGGAAAAUGUUUCAAGACAUGCAACAGUUGCAGUGGCGGACAGAGGACUCCUACAGAUGCAAAAUCACCCCUUAUGCAAGAAAGGCUCUUGACAACUGGAUAAGUUUGUUUGUUUUCCUUGCUUUUGGACAUAGUCUGCCAGGUCAGGACGUGGAUGUAUUUUUCUCCCCACAGCUCUGUGCUCAAGCCUUGCAGAGGGAGAUGGCCCAGAGGAAGGCUGCCUACAAGCAGCAUGGUCCCAUCCCUCUUGGUAACUGUGUGGUGCAAAAACACCUUCAUCCCCACCCAGUGGUGCCCCUGAUCUAAUAUUCUCAGU
Mandrillus leucophaeus (drill) is the source of this 751-nucleotide messenger RNA. RefSeq names its product nuclear pore complex interacting protein family, member A3 (gene NPIPA3). Gene Ontology annotation, cellular component: nucleoplasm. The transcript has 8 exons. NCBI's taxonomy places the organism in Eukaryota, Metazoa, Chordata, Mammalia, Primates, Cercopithecidae. The record is from RefSeq and is a predicted model, not a curated record. Bases 1 to 741 code for a protein of 246 amino acids.